ACGGGCGUUCGAAUCUAUUGGAACUCAGUGGAAGUUUCAACGGUAUCCCGAGGAUCCAUCGAUGUUCCUUUAAAUGUUUCUAUGGGUUUUGAUCUGUCUUUGCCAGAGCCAUACACCACUUAUAUUAUCACUAUGGCUAUUCUCAAUCGUGAUUCAGAAGGUGAUAUGAGUCAACCAUUAUUGGCUAUGACUGCAGAAGAUAGUGCCCCUCCUCCAUCAGAAAUAGAAGCUGAAAGCGUCUCUUCAGUUAUAAUCGUGACAUGGAAUGCGUCUCAUCCACUGCAUCGUAAUGGCCAUAUAAUGGGAUACACUAUUGACUACAAGAAGAUAUCACCCAUCCAUGAAGAUGCCCAUUCAGGGUCUAUUAUCACAUCCCAGGUGACCGACAUUAUCUAUGUGAUAAAAGGAGUGCAAGAUGGGGAGGUCUACGAGAUACGGGUAAACACUGUCAAUGGUUUGGGCCCGGGUGAAUGGUCAAGAACUCUUCUAAUCGAAGUUUUGGGAUAUGGACCAAGCUAUCAUCUUAAAGAAAUUCUUCUCUCUGCGCUCAUCCCAUCAAGUAUAUUGUUAAUCAUACUUAUUUUACUUCUCUUGAAAAGACGGCUAUCCCAUCAUACUCCCCAUACACAAAAGGAUGACGAACACGCUGACGGUAAACAGACUGAAGGUGCUUCCGAGACGUAUGUGGAGCUCUAUGAACGACCAAGCAAUGAGGCAGCUGCUUAUCAGGACCUUGACUUGACACGUGGAAGCGAAGCUGAAUAUAUCAACGGGCCUAUGAUAGACGGACCUCGAGGAAGAAAGAAUGUAGUAAAUUAAAAGGGAAAUGAUGACUGCUAGCUCGGGCAUGGCUAAGUCCUCUCAGAAUAGGACGUUUUGCUAUUACAAGUGCAUGGAUGUACUGAAAAAUAUUGUUUUAUUAUUGCAUUGUUUGUAUAUAGGCCUAUUACUGUUGUUUCUUUAUUUCAGUAUGCCUUCAUUUUUUUAGUAUAGUUAGUAUUCUGUGAAUCUGAAAUGAGAUUAAUUAGUGAUGCAAAUAUAUAUUGUCAUUUAAAGAAAAAUUGAAAAUCAUUUAUUGGUUUUGCACAGAAAACUGUGCUAAUGUUAAUGAAAUGUACAAUAAUUGUUUUGAAAAAAAAAAUCUGAUGCAUAUGAUUCAUUUUUUCCAUUUCAGACAGUUUGUA
Molecule: messenger RNA, 1184 nt
Organism: Lytechinus variegatus (green sea urchin)
Lineage: Eukaryota; Metazoa; Echinodermata; Echinoidea; Temnopleuroida; Toxopneustidae
Product: contactin-3-like
Exons: 5
Coding region: 82-819 (245 amino acids)
Molecular function (GO): protein binding
Source: RefSeq, a predicted model, not a curated record